AUGGCUCAAGCAUCUGUCGAGUCUGUGGUCCUGGAGACCACAGCUGCUGAGCAGUCAGCCUCCGUUUCCCCGGCCGUACCAAUCCAGAUUCAAAAAGUCAAGGGCAGAAAGAGGAUCUUACAGAGCCUACAACGCAUGUCUUCGUCCUCGUCGCUAGCCAAGCUUAGUAGAUCUCCCUCUUCGAGUUACCGAACAGGUGGAAGAGGCUCGGUCUCCUGCAUAUCGCUCUCCUCCGGAUCUGGUUCAUAUGGAUCGUACGGCAAUUCACUGGCCUCGGAACUUUCUGUCGGAUACUCGACAGCUCCCACUUCAGCUGUCAACACCCCCGGAAUUCCGUUUCCCUCUUUUGACGACAAGACUGCACGCUCUCGUUACCUCGCUUCCGUACCUGUCCCCGACUUUAGAACUACAACGAGGAUUGCCGAAGAGGAGGAUUACUUUUCUAUACCCGUACAAAAGGCCGCGCAGCAGUCCAAGUCUUCUUUCAACUUCUGGAAGGAUCUACCGUCCGAAUUGGCUAUGGAGAUCUUGUCAUACCUUGAACCUCGGGAAGUCGUCAGAUGCUCGGCUGUUUCAAAACAGUGGCACAGCAGAUGCUUCGAUGGUCAGCUCUGGUCAAAUCUCGACACUUCUGACUUCUAUCGUGACAUCCCUGCCAACGCGCUGAUCAACAUUGUCACUUCUGCCGGUCCGUUUGUCCGCGACCUCAAUCUCAGAGGCUGCGUCCAGCUCAGAGAACAAUGGCAUGCCAAAGGACUUUCUGGUGCCUGUAGUAACCUCGAGAACUUCUCCCUGGAAGGAUGCCGUAUCGAGAAGACAGCCAUCCAUUCCUUCCUACUGCAGAAUCCGAGGCUUGUCUAUAUCAACCUUUCAGGCCUUGCUGGUGCUACGAAUUCGGCCAUGAAAAUCAUCGCCGAAACAUGCCCCAAGCUUGAGCAUCUCAACGUCUCUUGGUGCAACAAUAUCGAUACCAGAGGAUUGAGGAAAGUUGUCGAAGCCUGCCCUGACCUACGCGACCUUCGUGCUGGCGAAGUGCAUGGCUGGGACGAUGUCGAUUUCAUGCAGAUUCUCUUUGAACGCAAUUCGCUCGAGCGACUCAUCCUGAUGAAUUGCGACUCGCUGAACGACGAUUCUUUGGCAGUCUUGAUGGAGGGACAAGACAGUGAGAUGGACUAUCUUACUGGCAGACGCAUUGCACCGGCUCGCAAGCUCAAGCACCUUGAUCUUACUCGAUGCCGUGGCAUCAGCCACAAAGGUCUGGAAAAGUGCAUCGACAGACUUCCAGAGAUGGAAGGCUUGCAACUCAACAAAUGCCAUGGCAUCACUGAUGAUGUUCUCACAUCUAUGCUGAGCGGCAUGCCCAAGCUUACGCAUCUCGACCUCGAGGAACUUAUCGAGCUGUCCAACACAGUGCUGCAAUCGCUCGCCAAUGCUCCCUGCGCAAAGAUCUUACGACACAUGUCAAUCUCGUACUGCGAAAACUUGGGAGACGCUGGCAUGCUGCCCGUGCUUAAAAACUGCACCAAUCUGGAAAGCCUCGAUAUGGACAACACGCGCGUAUCAGACCUGUCUCUUGCCGAAGCAGCAGCCAUGUUGCGUGCUCGUGCAACCCGCACCACCACACCCAAGCAACAACCUACCGUUGGCCUGCGCCUCGCCGCCUACGACUGCCAAAAUGUGACAUGGACCGGCAUCCGCGAAGUGCUAUCCCGCAACGCCGAAGUCAUCCGCAAACCCAUCGCAUCCAUCCCUUCCUCAAACCCAGCUGCUGAAGCAGAAAGAAGAACAUCAUCAGCAUCCUCGGCACCACAAACUACACGCACCUACCCAACCUCCAUCAUCCAGCUAAAAUGCUUUUACAACUACCAGCCCACGGUGGAAGAACACACCAAACGCGUAUUGCGGGGUGACUUUUCCGCUGCUACGAGGUUAGAGCGCAAAUGGGCUUGUUUCAUGAUUGCGCAGGAGGAAGCUGGUGCCAGUGGUGCUGGAGCGAGAAGACGCCGUCGCAGGGCUAGGGAGGCGCAGAUGAUGCAUGCGGAUGAAGAGGAUGCGGGUGUGAAUGGUGGAGGCAAUGCUGGUGUAGGAGGCGGAAGGAGAAGGAGGGCGAGGAGUGGAGGGUGUGUUGUCAUGUGA
This is a messenger RNA of Aureobasidium namibiae CBS 147.97, 2136 nucleotides long. Its product is annotated as RNI-like protein. NCBI's taxonomy places the organism in Eukaryota, Fungi, Ascomycota, Dothideomycetes, Dothideales, Saccotheciaceae. Gene Ontology annotation, molecular function: protein binding. Gene Ontology annotation, biological process: SCF-dependent proteasomal ubiquitin-dependent protein catabolic process. The record is from RefSeq and is a predicted model, not a curated record. The transcript has a single exon. Gene Ontology annotation, cellular component: SCF ubiquitin ligase complex. The coding region runs from base 1 to 2136 and encodes 711 amino acids.